AUGAUUCAAGGCGUUACAGAGAUAGCCGCGAUGUGCGUCGGCCUGAUUGGGUUGAUCGGCGCGGCGGCUACUACAGGGAUGCCCAUGUGGAAGGUGACGGCUUUCAUUGGGGAAAACAUAAUUGUGAUGGAAACUCGCUGGGAGGGUUUGUGGAUGAACUGCUACAGACAAGCAAACAUCAGGAUGCAGUGCAAGGUGUACGACUCUCUGCUGUACCUGCCCUCUGAGUUACAGGCCGCCAGGGGUCUGAUGUGCUGUUCUCUGGCCUUGUCAGGUCUGGGGCUCCUUGUGGCUCUGGCAGGGAUGCGUUGUACAUCCUGUAUUCAGAAUAAUGAAUGGGCUAAGACCAUCAUGCUGAUGGUUGCAGGUGGUAUGCAGUUCAUGGCCUGUAUCUGUGUCUUUAUCCCCGUGUCAUGGACAGGGAAUGUCGUCAUCAGAGAUUUUUACAAUCCUUUGCUAAUUGAUGCCCAGAGGAGGGAGCUGGGAGAGGCUCUCUACAUCGGUUGGGUGACCGGAGCCUUCCUUUUCGCCUCAGCCAUGUUGUUCCUCUGCCGCCGUAUUCCCUCAGAGAAAGGCUCAUUCGACAUGUACCAGCAAGCCAACUUGCUUCGUUAUCGGCCAGCACCUCUAAUGAGUUAUCAUCCCAUCUCGAGUGUUUCCAGCCUCCAAUCUACUGCAUACCUUCCUUCUCUGCAGAACAACGGCUAUGUUGUACAACAGCUUGCGACGCCACUUCAAAACCUCCCUCAAGUACAAAUGUCAAGGACAAAUGAUGGAGCACUGAUUAACCCUCCUGUUGUCUAUAACCCCGGUCUGCCUGAAAAUUUGUCAUCAUAUGUAAGUAGCAUGGCUCACCAUUACUCCAUGCAGCGUUCUGAUCAUGUUGGAAGCCUGUAUGCGCCAGUCAAAUCCUUGUACCUAAGGCAAAACCCCACGCCAUAUUCACCAACUUAUUUAGGCAAUCCUACUGUGUCCUACCAUACUAGUUUUGAUCGGGUUCCACACACUCCUGUUUCCAUAGGACAUGAAGAAUCAAGAAUACAACCCAAGUCUAACAGUAGGAGCGGUGCUGGUGUAUACAUAUAA
Perca flavescens (yellow perch) is the source of this 1086-nucleotide messenger RNA. Its product is annotated as claudin-8-like. The transcript has a single exon. Lineage: Eukaryota; Metazoa; Chordata; Actinopteri; Perciformes; Percidae. Bases 1 to 1086 code for a protein of 361 amino acids. Gene Ontology annotation, molecular function: structural molecule activity. The record is from RefSeq and is a predicted model, not a curated record. Gene Ontology annotation, cellular component: membrane; bicellular tight junction.